AAUCCGUAGCUUUAUACGUGGUGAACAGAAGGUGCUAACAUUUCUAUCGCCCUUUAAGGUUUACAAAGUGUUUCUCAUACACAGCAGGGUAGGCAAGUCUCCCUUGCCGAUCCGUCCAUCUCGCGGAACGCCCGGGGCUUUGGAGGCUUUCUGUCGUUGCAGCUUGGGUCCUUCUGGCCAGAGGAGCUAUGGUCGGUCAGGAGCUACCCAGGGCAAGAUACCCAGAGAGCCGAUCAUUGCCUCCUUCCCGGGGGCCGCCGGCGGCUCUCCAGAGAUGCCGGGGAAGAGGAGGGAUGGAACACCUUUUGUUAGGACUCAGCAGGAAUCAAGGGGCUCCCAGCUGACCUGGGGUGGAGAGGUGGCUGGGAGGGGUCGAGGGGGCGGGCAGCUUUGUGGAGCGUCACUGGAGCUUCAGAGGAGUGCGCGUGGUGGGUCCGGCCAUUGUGGGAAGCCCGCCAGGCCUGGGAGGCUCGGACUGUGCCGCGCCUUCUGGUUACCAUGGCAGCGGCCCCCUCCCGCUCACGGCAGGAGACGGGUGGGGCGGUCAAGGGGGCAGUCAGUCUUCUAGUCAGUCUUCGGGGGUCCACACAAGCCCCAACCCUCGCUCCCCAACCCGUCUCCCUCCCAGCCCGCUCGCCUUCCCGCCCGGUUGGCGGAGGGAGGGGAGAAGGGAAGGGGGGUAGUCGUCACAUCCGGACGGAGUGGGUGAGUUCCGGUAUUUCAGGGCGGAGCAGGCGGAAGUAGGGCUGAGAAGCGGCAGCAUCGCCGAGCGGAGGAGGCAGCAGCCGGAGCAGGAGCCGGAACGGGGAGGGCACCAUGGCUGGUAUCACCACCAUCGAGGCGGUGAAGCGCAAGAUUCAGGUUCUGCAGCAGCAGGCCGAUGACGCCGAGGAGAGGGCCGAGCGUCUCCAGAGGGAGGUGGAGGGGGAGAAGCGGGCACGGGAACAGGCUGAGGCUGAGGUGGCUUCCUUGAACCGUCGGAUCCAGCUGGUUGAAGAGGAGCUGGACCGUGCUCAGGAGCGCCUGGCGACUGCUCUGCAGAAGCUAGAGGAGGCAGAGAAGGCAGCUGAUGAGAGUGAGAGAGGUAUGAAGGUCAUUGAAAAUCGGGCCUUGAAGGAUGAAGAGAAAAUGGAACUGCAAGAAAUCCAACUGAAAGAGGCCAAACACAUUGCAGAAGAAGCAGACAGGAAGUACGAGGAGGUGGCCCGCAAGUUGGUGAUUAUUGAGGGGGACUUGGAGCGCACAGAGGAGCGGGCCGAGCUGGCUGAGUCUAAGUGUUCUGAGCUGGAGGAGGAGCUGAAGAAUGUCACCAACAACCUCAAAUCUCUUGAGGCUCAGGCGGAGAAGUAUUCUCAGAAAGAAGACAAAUAUGAGGAGGAGAUAAAGAUUCUUACUGAUAAACUCAAAGAGGCAGAGACCCGUGCUGAGUUUGCUGAGAGAUCGGUAGCCAAGUUGGAAAAGACAAUUGAUGACUUGGAAGAUAAACUGAAAUGCACCAAAGAGGAGCACCUCUGCACACAAAGGAUGCUGGACCAGACUCUGCUUGACCUGAAUGAGAUGUAGAAACUCCUUUCCCCCCAGCCCCACCCUGUCGCUGCUCCUUCCACUGACUCUGACUUCGCUGGAGGCCAGCCUGCCUGAAGCUGACCUUUAACCUGAAGGCUGCUUCCUUCUCUGGGUCCUUGCUUACCCUGUCCCCACCCCACCCCUACCUCCAACUCCCCAUGUCAAUUUCACCAAACUGUCUGCAGCUCUCCCCUAAAAGAUCCCACAUGGACUAAGGGCUGAGCAUUUUUGGGAACAACAUUUAAGGGAACAUGAGCACAAUGCAAUAGUGUCUUUAAAAAGCAUGUUGUAUGAUGUAUACAUUUUGUAAUUACCUUUUUUGUUGUAGCAGCCAUUUGUAAGACAUUCCAGAUAAUUCCCCAGCUCCCCUUAGGCUGCAUCUAAUCACUUUUCUUCCUUUUGGAUGGUAAAUCUUUCUACCUAAACAAUGCCCCUUCUCCAUAGAAGAAGAAAAAAGGUGGUAGUGUGCCCUACUGAGAGCUGAACAUAGCCCAAGAAAAGACUCCACCAAGGGAAACCUCAGUGCUCUGUACCAUGAACCAGCCAAACCAGAAAGGUCAUUCCAGGAGGAGUUUGCCAAAAAAGAGUGCUGUUCAGGUUUUCAUCUUUAAGGUAUUCUUGGGUUAGUUUUUUAUCUUUUCCUUUUUUAUCUCUCUUAAACAUUUACAUCAGUAGCAAACAAGCAAAUCACACAGACAAGACCUCUCUGAGACCAAAUUGUCUUCCCUCUCCUCAUUCACUCGCAGAAUGGAUCAUGUGCCCCAGAAGUUGGGGUGUCUACUCCUAUCCCCACUUCACCUUCUUUGAAAAAUAACGUUUUUGUGCCACUGAUUAGCCAAGUGAAAUUCAUCUCAUUACCCGUUCCUGGGUCCGAAGCUGCUGCCUCUAAAAGUGCCAUCUCAUUGUGCUUUGUAUCACUCAGUGCUGGAGAAAUCUUGAAUAGCUUGUGUACAAAACUUUUUAAAAAUUUUAUAUGUAUUAUUUUUGACGAUGCUUUAUUUCUCUCAGGUGGGAGCACCAGGACCAUCCGCACCCCACCUCCACCCCCAUCUGGCUGUGAGUGCUCUCUCUCUGUCUGCAGUCCAUGGGCUGCCAGUGUGCUGAUCUUUUUUAAUUCCUUUUUUUCUUUCUUUUUUUUUUGGCAAGGUUUCUGUGAGGUCUGUGUUAGGUUUGCAUCGUGCAGCUUAUUGGCUUAAAUGUACUCUCCUUUGGUGUGGUCUAUUUGGGAGCCAAUCUGGAGAAAGAGGAACCAAUAGUGCAAGUGUUUUGAUACUGAAAAUUGACAAAAUGUCUUUUGAAAUAAAGAACCAGUCCCUCCACCCCCAGAA
Messenger RNA from Phascolarctos cinereus (koala), 2894 nucleotides. It is a transcript of the gene TPM3, whose product is annotated as tropomyosin 3. Lineage: Eukaryota; Metazoa; Chordata; Mammalia; Diprotodontia; Phascolarctidae. The record is from RefSeq and is a predicted model, not a curated record.